Molecule: messenger RNA, 736 nt
Organism: Drosophila obscura
Lineage: Eukaryota; Metazoa; Arthropoda; Insecta; Diptera; Drosophilidae
Exons: 1
Coding region: 88-681 (197 amino acids)
Molecular function (GO): protein binding
Source: RefSeq, a predicted model, not a curated record
CUCUAUCUGAACUAGUUCGUCGUAACGGUGGCUUUUGUCAAAAUAUUUGGGGCUGUUUUGGAAUUUCUGAGGAAAUAAAAUUUGAGAAUGUGUCCGCACGCUGUCCGGGAAUGGCUGGUCCUUCUAACCAUGGAGAUGUACGUGGACAGGUUUAUGAAUAAGGGCUACAACACCAUUGCCCACUGCAAGCGAAUUGUUCCGCGUGAUCUCAAGAAAUUGGGGAUUUACCAUCGAUGCCAUCGUAAAUUGCUGCUAGAUGGUGUCCAGCUAAUGAACAACGCGCCAGAGGAACGCUUUAAGUGCUCUGAGCCCUGCGAGCACCAUCAUCACAGUCCGAUUCAGCGCGGGUCGGACAGUUCAACAGACUCUUCUGAUAGUGGCAGUGAGGCUGAAGAGUGCCGAUCAUUGCCAGUAUUUGGACCAUCUAACAACGUCAAUCCCAAGGAAUCGGAAAACGUCUUCGAUUUCUCUGCUGAAGUCUCUGAUGUGAUACCACCCAUCAAUUUGAGCUUCUCCUACACAUGCGCUGCUUGUCCAGACUUGGUCUUCAGGAGUGUAACAGAUGUGGCCGAGCACAUAGCCGAUGCCGACGAUGAAAACACACACAAGAUUGCUCCACUGCCGAUCGGGGGCGUUGAGAAGCUGCCCAGCAGCCUCAAGCUGGAAAACCCCAUGCAGUAAAUCGAUAUCAAUAAAAAUAGUUGUAUAAAUAUUUGUGAUUAUUAGCUAAGAGAAU